Messenger RNA from Clupea harengus (Atlantic herring), 1860 nucleotides. RefSeq names its product proline-rich transmembrane protein 2 (gene prrt2). The record is from RefSeq and is a predicted model, not a curated record. Gene Ontology annotation, cellular component: membrane. Lineage: Eukaryota; Metazoa; Chordata; Actinopteri; Clupeiformes; Clupeidae.
UAAUUUAAUGAAUUAGUAAUGAAAUGAUUAUUUUGCCACCCUGCAAGCUGCGCGGCCACUGUCGCUGUGUCUAUGUAGCCUAUAAAUGAGCGGUUGUGACAUUUCUGCACGACUUGCGCCCAUCAGUGGUAAUCUAUUGAUUUGAUUUUAAAAACGUUUUUCUUUUCUUUUUCGCCUGAGGCUCAGAAACGCAUUAAUUAGCAGCAGCUCCGUUGGCACCGCAUGUCUUCACGUUGACGGGACGCACGCGUUUGGUUUAUUCAUUUCACGCGUUGCACUUCCUCCCCCACGCUCCCAUCCUAUUACACCCUCUCCGCCCGCAGCGAGGCACUUUGGGAUGGAGUGAGAAAGAGAAAGGGAGCGCGAGAGAGAGAAAGGGAGAGCGAGAGAGCGCAGCAGCCGAUGUUCAGCAUCUCAUUCUUCUUCUUUCCCUUAACCGAAGGGCGAGCACGCGAUUUUUGGACACGAAGCGCACAAUUUUCACCUUUUUAAAGCAGCUUCUUCUGAGACGUUUUGAAUACUAAACAGCCCCAGGAGGAUCUCUGGACAAGAGAGGAAGCAUCUGUGCUCGUCCGCUCGCUACUUAGAACACUGGAGCCACAGAGACCACCUUUGAACCCAACACGGUCUCCAUGGAUAUGGAUACGGACCAGCAUCCCCCUGCCAGUGGUGGGGAGACCUCCGGCGCCGUGACGACGCAGCCUCCCCCCUCGCAGACGGACUCGUUCCCGUGCCUGCGGCCGCUGACCCUCCCCCGGGAGCACGUAUCCUCUGAGGUGGUGGUGGUGGUAGUCAAGGACAGGACGGAGAACGGUGAGACCGGGGGACUGAAGAAGAAGAAGAGAAGCGAGUCUCUGAAAUACCACAGUGCGCACAAUGUGCACUCGUCAGACCUCGCCUCUCCGACGUCGUCCUUCGUGGCGCGGGGACCCCCGCGGCGGAGCCAUUCCAUCCCACACUCGCACCACUCGCAGCUGGGGCGCACGCGGACCGGCAGCCGCAGCGGCUCCAUCGCCUACACCGCCUUCUCGCCGCGGCCGUCGCUCUCCCGCCACUCCAGCAUCGCCACCAGCGCCCCCGACACCAGCAAGCCCCGCGACUACCUGCUGCUCGCCAUCAUCGCCUGCUUCUGUCCCGUCUGGCCAAUCAACAUCGUCGGCUUCGUCUACUCCAUCAUGUCUCGCAACAGUCUAGAACAGGGGAACAUCGACGGAGCCCGGCGCCUGGGUCGUGUUGCUAAGCUACUGUCCGUGGUGUCGCUGGUGGGCGGUGUGGUCAUCAUCGUGGCGUGUGCAGUCAACCUCUCCAUAAAUGUGAAGGCCUGAGAGGAGGGGAAGCGCUUUCCUGCCCUGAGACUGUGACCUUUGAUCCCUAAGGACCACGUGGCGUAUCCGUUGCCCUCUUGAUCGCAUCAUCUCCAUGACGACCCCCCAGUGCCCUUGUCGCUAGAUAUCUCAUCUCAGCACCCCUUCAGCUCACGGACGUCACCAAGCAGCCCUGCAGGAUGCUGUUACCCAGGGUUACGGUAUCCUAGGAUCACAGAUGAUGGAGUGAUAAGAGGCUCACUGAGUGGAACUGACCCGAUACGAGUCUGAAUCGGAACUGAUCCAACCGCACCAACACCCCAGUGACUGUCACCCUCGUCCCCCAAAACCUCUCACUCUCAGACCUCGAGCGACUCAAGGCGGACCCAGUCUCUGGAUCAGCCGUGCCCCUGCUGAGCUGAUGGUCUCUUCCUUUGAAAUGGAGUACUGUUGGAAAAGGCUGAUUAGGGGACAUCAUGUCCUGUUAGGUGUGCUUACAACCACUGAGGCUGAAGGAAGGAAGGGUUCAAUGUGACCGCUAUGAACCCCCCCCCCC